CUAAGAUAUUCCUGUUAGUUCCACCAAUGACUUCUGUAUUUGCGGUGUUCCCGUACCGCAUGUUGUUUUUAUCAUUUGUGGAGUAGUAACAAGGUCGCGAGAUGUUACCCACCGUAGCGGAGUAUAAUUCAAGAGGAGAUGUUGGGCUCUAUUCACGCGCAGUGAAAACUAGAGAUUGGUGGAAUAUCCGGGAAUCAGAACCGCGUGGUUAUGACUUUUCUUCUGAUCCCAUCAGGUCCUGCCAACUCUCUACGUAUCGACGGCUCGGUGUUGAUGAUAGAUUUUCAGGUGAAACGACUUAUAUGGCAUUUUGUUCGGAUAGACUAAAUACUGCCUUUAAGCAAAGGCGACAGAUGCUUUUUGCGUGUGCUACGCUGAUGGAUCCAAUAAAGCUGAAAACUCUAUCGUUGCUAGAAGAAAAUUACUCUUCUAGGAAUACCUUUCAAGCUAAUUCAACAUACCGCAACGACUUUGUUAUCCCAACACUGGAAGCUUCCAGUACAAGUCCAACAAGUUCUGUAUCAACCGACCGCCCCAUCGAUAAAUCCGCGGUACGUCGACGUAUGCUUCCCAGUUUACGGACGGAGGCAAGUACCGACGCUCAGGACGAAAAGUGUGGACCCUUGAACCUGAAGUCUGCGCCAAUACUCCGCUCAAUCGACAGCGCCAGGCGUUUAGAAUAAAAUGGGGUUGAAAUACAUCACAAAGCACAUGAUUGCCAAUGAUUGCAUUGUUGUACCAAUUAUUCAUCGAAGGACAUAUUGGUAUUGGUAGUGAAGCACAUAGUUCGAUUACAAAUAAGGUUACUCAAUGAGCUACGAGCAAUGAGACAAUGCCACACAGAAGCCAUGCAGUCAACCAAUAACCGCCAAACUGUUUCGGGCAGUUGCGAAGAAAUAGUUGCCGGUGUUAAGCGGAUAGUCCAUCUGUGUUAAUCAACUUAUCAAUCGAAAGCGGUCACCCACCUCGACUGAACUCAUCUGCUGCAUUUGUGUAGUUUGGCCGUGUGCUUUGUCAACUUAUCUGUAAUCAGAUGCACAUAUCACAAAUAUACUACACCGUGCGCCUUGCGGUUUCCACAGACGG
Molecule: messenger RNA, 1086 nt
Organism: Dicrocoelium dendriticum
Lineage: Eukaryota; Metazoa; Platyhelminthes; Trematoda; Plagiorchiida; Dicrocoeliidae
Source: the annotation of a GenBank genome assembly